Molecule: messenger RNA, 1456 nt
Organism: Fusarium redolens
Lineage: Eukaryota; Fungi; Ascomycota; Sordariomycetes; Hypocreales; Nectriaceae
Product: major facilitator superfamily domain-containing protein
Exons: 4
Coding region: 146-1300 (384 amino acids)
Biological process (GO): transmembrane transport
Molecular function (GO): transmembrane transporter activity
Source: RefSeq, a predicted model, not a curated record
CUGUAACUCGGGAAAUCUGGGGUAGCUGGCCAGCUUAAAGAGUCAUGUACAAAUACCUUAACUUUGAGACUAUCAUCUCAUUGCCAUCAAACUGUUAUUCGUGAACUCCUAACUCCGCUCUUCUCGUUUCACAGUCCAUAUCAACAUGCACAAUCAAAUUACCAACGAUAUUGAGAACUCUAUCUCCCUCGAUGACUCUCAAAGUCCACCCUCAAUCCCCGGUGGCCUCAAGGAAGAGGACAGACCAGUCAACUGGCCCUCCUCCAAAAAAUGGUGCAUAGUGGUCAGCACCUCUCUCGCAACCUUUGUCGUCUCCUUCGGCAGCAGCGUCUACUCAGCUGCAAUCCCGCACAUCCAAGCCAGAUUCGGCGUCUCAUCCGAUAUUGCCCUUCUAGGCAUCACAAUCUACGUUAUUGGGUUCGCCCUUGGUCCAAUGGCAUGGGGUCCCGCGUCGGAACUGUACGGCAAGAGACGACCCCUGCUUCUCGGCUACGCCAUCUUCUGCAUCUGCCAACUCCCCUGUGCGCUCGUGCAGAACAUGCCUCUGCUCUUGACGUUUAUAUUCCUCUCUGGUCUAGCUGGUUCUUCGAGCCUUGCGAUUCUGGGGGAUUUAGGCUGGCGAUGGACGGCGUGGCUCACUCUGAUAGGAGGUGUCGUCUUUGGGAGUGUCGCGUUUCUGCUGACCCCUGAAACGUCCGAGGUGGUAAUGCUGCGCCAAAGACCUGAGGGGAAUACCUCGGUAGGGAUUACCCCAUCUCGGAUAUAUCGUCCAGAACUGGGUAUAUCGAUAUUCCUGCAGAGCUACCUCUCAAAGCCAGUCAGGAUGUUCGUCCGUGAGCCAAUACUCAUCUUCUUCACCAUCUACAUGAGUCUCGCCUAUGGAAUCAUAUACCUCACGUUUACUAUGUACCCUCUUGCAUCUGUCACAACCCCCCUCUUACAUAUUCCAGGCAUAUUCUGGUUCGGUUGGACCUCUAGCACAUCAGUCAAUUGGCUGGCACAAGCUGCUGCUGGGGUCUUCCUCGGCAGCGGCUCCAUCCUGGUCUUGAUGUCUGGCGUGGUCUACCUGAUUGAGGUAUAUCUCGUCCAUGCUAAUAGCGCCCUGGCCAUUAACAAUUUCCUACGUUGUGUGAUAGCGGCUACGUUUGCUUUGUAUGCUACAGACUUGUUAGUAGAUGCGGGGUUGGGUGUUGGUUGCUCGGUUAUCGGCUCCAUCUGUCUCGCGCUCUCACCUGUUUCUUUUCUGUUCUGGCGAUAUGGUCGCACUAUCAGACAGUGGUCAAAGUUUGCGGAGGAGUGAAUGUACUAAAAGUUCGCUGCCUGUAACAUCACGUAAAAUACAGUAUUAUUAAUUGCUUAGUUAGCCUGCCCCAGGUCGAGCGAGGGGACAAGUUAAGAUGCGCGAUGUAAGCAUCAGCUGUUAGGUCCAUCAACUCAAAAUAACACUUUUAAAAAC